CUUGCCAUUCUGUAAUUACACACGAGUUCAGGCGAGCAACAGGAAGGCAGGAAGAACAUUGGACUUGGACUUGGACAGGCAAGGACCCAAGACUCAACCAGCACAAGGACGUCCAACAAGUUGUCUCCAAGACCAAACCCUCAGAGCGUACUUUGGACUCAAACACAACUCAAACCCCACAUACCACACGUCUCUCUCUCUGUCCGUCGCUCUUUGACUGUCAGCCGCAGCACAGAAGGGGCCCCACACACACACACACACACACACACAGAGAGAGGAGAGUAAGCAGCAAAACGGCAGCCGUGGAUACCAAAGCGCUGCGCAGUUCAGCCGCCACUGUGAAAGCGACAUCGACGCCGUCGCUGUCGCUGUCGCUGCCGCCGGCACUGGCACCGGCAACGGCACCGGCACUGUCGCUGGCAAUCUGUCAGCCGCCCCCACCCACACCGCCCUAUCAGCGGCUAACCAAAGCGCUGCAAUGCGAUCCCCGCUGCGGACACGAGGUGACCAUUGGCCGUCGCAUUGGUCUGUACAGAUUCUGUGGCGACAUCGGUCGCGGCAAUUUCUCAAAAGUCAAACUGGCUGUACAUCAGCUGACGCGUGACAAAGUGGCCAUUAAGGUGGUGGAUCUGGAUCGGGCUGGACUCGAUGCCAAGGCGCUGCGCAUGCUGUCCAGCGAGAUAGCCACACUCGAGUGUGUUCAUCAUCCAAAUAUAUUAAGGCUCUUCGAGGUGGUUGAGACUUUAGGCCGUGUCUAUUUGGUCACCGAGUGGAUACGCGGCGGGGAACUCUACAACCACAUCACCCAAGGCGGCCCACUGAGGGAGAUUCAUGCGGCGCCUCUGUUCAAACAGCUGCUGCUGGCUGUCAAGCAUAUGCACAGCCUUGGCUAUGUGCAUCGCGAUAUUAAGGCAGAGAACGUGCUGCUCCUUUCAGAGGAUCGCCUGAAGCUGGCCGACUUUGGCUUCAGCACACAACUCAUUAAUGGUGCCAAUCAGAAGCUCGAUACAUUUUGCGGCUCACCGCCAUAUGCCGCCCCCGAGCUCUUCUCCGAUGAUCAUUAUAUAGGCGCACCCGUGGAUGUUUGGGCCCUGGGCAUUCUGCUGUACUUCAUGGUCGUUGGCAAUAUGCCAUUUCGAGCGCCCACCAUACCCGGCCUCAAGGCAGCCAUUUUAAAGGGGGACUAUCUGCUGCCGGGACAACUCAGUUUGCCCUGCAUAAGACUAAUUCAACGUGUUCUUAUUCACAUACCCGCCCAGCGGCCCACCAUCGAUGACAUGCUGAACAGCCAGUUUGUGACGUGCCCCAAGCUGAGCGCCGAUCUCAUGCAGUACGAGAUCAAUCUGCACAGCAAGCCCGCUAAGCGCUCCAUCUUCUGGGUGCGCACCAAGUCGCAUCGCCUGAGAAAGUCCGCCUCGCUGCGGGACCGCUAUGCGGAGGUGGUCAAGAAGCCGGCCAUUAGCAUGAAUACGCGCCAGCAGGACGAGAUGUUUGUGCAGAACUUUCUGCAGCCAAUUGAGCUGGGGCACGAGCUGCUGCUGCUGCAGGCGCCCAACCCCAACCUGGUAAAGGAGGCAGCCGUUGAGCCGGUGAAGCGUCCGGGUCGCCGUUAUCUAUUAUGCGGCACGCUCAAGAAGAAGGUCACGCCCAUGGAGACGGAGCCCGAGAAGCAGCUGUCGAAUGGCGGACAGUGUCCCGCGGGCAAGAUAAAUCCCUGGAAUGUGGAGGUGGCCGAGGAUUGUCCACUGUUCAAGAACUACGACGCAGAGACGGGCAGCUGUGUAAUGCUGCCCACCGCCACCGAAGAUCUCAGCCAGCUGGGCGCCCUGGAGUUUGAGGCACGCCAGCUGCUGGCCGAGCUGGGCCUCUCCUCGGAGAUGCUGCUCAAUGCCCGGCAGAGUGGGCCACGCUCGGACAUCAUUGGAGCCUAUCGCAUUGUGGUCAAUCGGCUGCAGAAGCAGUCCUGGCUGGCACGCAAACAUGUCGAGAUGGCACUGCAUACUGAGCCCAAGGUGGAGAAGCGCAUCGAGCGCUCCUGCUGUAUACUCUAAGAAGGGGGGUGCUAAAAACCUGUUGAAUGUUUUAAAUUACUCACCUGGUUCUGGUCAAGCUUUGGUUUGUGUGCCGUGCCCCCUGAAGAAAGGUAAAACUCGUUUGUCCAUAGCAUACUUAGUGGGGCAGCAGCAAAGGAUUUUUAAUUUGAAAGAAAGCCACGAAAAAUGUUUUUAUUUUGGCAUUAAAAAAUGUUCUAAAAUUUAUUUAAAGCAUGCUCAAAAUUCAACAGAGAGAUCUGGCUGGCAAGUUAAAGAUCUCACUCACUUUUCAGCAGAUUUUGGAGUGUGGAACUUUAUAAACCAAAUUUAAAAAUAACAAAAAUCUCUGACAAGCUCCCUCCUCCCACUUGUAUCUCGUUUCUGCACUGCCCAAACGAAAACAUGCUUAAGGCUAGCCCCACAAAAUUUCCACUAGAUAUUUAUGCUAUGGAAGAAGGCCUUUCUUUGGUGUGGGGGCGGGGCAUAGUUUCAGCCACAGGACCUGCCACAGGCCAUGCCCAAAUUAGUGUCAAUUUUUGCCAGCUGCAAAAGUCGGUAGAAGUUCUUUGAUUGUUAGUGUGACUCGUUUUUCCUUUUUCCUUUUUGGUUCCUCAUUAACGCAGCAUAGCGUGAAAGUUCCUUAUUUCCGUGUAGUUUUUGUGUUUGUUACAGCCGCAGGCGCAUAGUGAAAUUGAUAUAUAAAAAUACAUACAUACAUAUAUAUAAUAUACCUACAUAUAGUUAUACCAGACAUACAUACACAUAUAUAGUCCAAGUAUUAUGUAUUUAGUUGUUGGUCCAUUUUUGAGCAUAAAAAUAUACAAACGAAUAUACGAAUAUGAAAUAUGAAUAUAUGGCAUACAUUAAUGUGAAAAAAUCUCUCAAUGUACAACGGUUGCAUAAAAAUGUUUAAUUGAUCAUCAAAAAG
Messenger RNA from Drosophila obscura, 2961 nucleotides. RefSeq names its product serine/threonine-protein kinase MARK1. Gene Ontology annotation, biological process: protein phosphorylation; microtubule cytoskeleton organization; intracellular signal transduction. The transcript is spliced from 7 exons. Gene Ontology annotation, cellular component: cytoplasm. Bases 666 to 2051 code for a protein of 461 amino acids. Gene Ontology annotation, molecular function: protein serine/threonine kinase activity; tau-protein kinase activity; ATP binding. NCBI's taxonomy places the organism in Eukaryota, Metazoa, Arthropoda, Insecta, Diptera, Drosophilidae. The record is from RefSeq and is a predicted model, not a curated record.